Molecule: messenger RNA, 3053 nt
Organism: Echinops telfairi (small Madagascar hedgehog)
Lineage: Eukaryota; Metazoa; Chordata; Mammalia; Afrosoricida; Tenrecidae
Product: UDP-glucuronosyltransferase 3A2
Exons: 7
Coding region: 124-1692 (522 amino acids)
Molecular function (GO): UDP-glycosyltransferase activity
Source: RefSeq, a predicted model, not a curated record
GGCCGGACCCCCAUUCCACCCUGUCUGAGCUGGCAGUCAGCGGUUCCUGCGGUGGCUCCCCAGCUCCGCUUGGCAGCCCGGAGGGCGCCCAAGAUCGGGGUGCAGCGCUCGGCGGGCGGGAGCAUGGCUGUGUCGCGCGCUGGGCUUCUCUGCCUCCUGGUGACCGGGCCCCUGCUCUCGGAGGCCGCCCAAAUCCUGACCUUGUCUUUACUGGGGGGUAGCCAUUAUCUACUGAUGGAUCAAGUGUCUCAAAUUCUUCAAGAUCAUGGUCAUAAUGUGACCAUGUUGCAACAAGAUGGAAUUUCUUUGAUUUCAGAUUUUAAAAAGGGAAACAAACCUUACCAAGUGAUCAGCUGGCUUCCACCUGAAAAUUACCAAGAAGAAUUUAUGAAUUAUUUCAAUUUCUUUGUCGAAGAAGCUUUCAAUGGCAGAUCAACAUUUGAAGAUUAUUUAAAGUUGAUAGAGAGUCUCGCGACUCAGUGCACUCAUCUGCUAAGAAGGAAGGAUAUCACGGAUUCCUUAAAGAACGAGAACUUUGACCUGGUGGUCGUGGAGAUUUUUGACUACUGUCCUUUGCUGGUCGUUGAGAAGCUUGGUAAACCCUUUGUAGCUAUUCUUCCAUCCUCCUUUAACACUGUGGACAUCGGCUUACCCAGCCCUGUGUCUUAUGUCCCCAUAUACUACUCUCUGCUGACUGACCGCAUGGACUUCUGGGGACGAGUGAAGAAUCUCGUGAAGUUCUUUGAUUUUUCUAAGAAGCAAUGGCAAGUCCAUUCUCAGUAUGACAACAUCAUAAGGGAGCAUUUCCCAGAAGACUCGAGACCAGUAUUGUUUGAUCUUGUACGGAAAGCAGAGUUAUGGUUUAUUAACUCUGACUUUGCCUUUGAUUUUGCCAGGCCCCUGCUUCCUAAUACGGUGUAUGUUGGAGGUCUAAUGGCCAAAGCCGUUAGACCCGUGCCACAAGACCUUGAGAAUUUCAUAGCCAAGUUUGGAGACUCUGGUUUUAUCCUUGUGACCCUGGGCUCCAUGCUACAUAACUAUCAGAUCCAGGAUAUCCUCAAGGAGAUGAACAAGGCCUUUGCUCAUCGUCCUCAAGGAGUGAUAUGGAGAUACAAGACUUCGGAGUGGCCCAAAGAUGUGCAAUUGGCAGCAAAUGUGAAACUUGUGGACUGGCUUCCCCAGAGCGACCUCCUGGCUCAUCCUAGCAUCCGUCUUUUUGUCACCCACGGUGGACAGAAUAGCAUCAUGGAAGCCAUCCAACACGGUGUGCCCGUGGUGGGGAUUCCACUCUUUGGAGACCAGCCUGAAAACUUGGUCCGAGUCGAAGCCAAACACUUAGGCGUUACUAUGUCAUUAAAGCAGCUCAAGGCAGAAACAUUGGCUCGCAAGAUGAAACAAGUCAUGGAGGACAAGAGGUACAAGUCGGCAGCCAUGGCCGCCAGCAUCAUCAGGCGCUCCCACCCGCUGAGCCCCUCCCAGAGGCUGGUGGGCUGGAUCAACCACAUCCUGCAGACAGGGAAUGGGGCACACCUCAAGCCCUUUGUUUUCCAGCAGCCUUGGUAUGAGCAGUACCUGCUGGACGUCCUCUUGUUCCUGCUGGGGGUCGCCCUCGGCUCCAUGUGGCUUUGUGGGAAGUUGCUGCGCGUGAUGGCCAGCUGGCUGCGUGGGUCCCAGAAGCUGAAACAGAUGUGAUAGGAGAUUCCCGGGUUGGCUGUGCAGGGGACUCACCGUUCCUUGGAAAGGCUUCCGUCAGCACAAGCCACGCGCAGUGAUCUCCUGACUCCUCCAUUGGCUGGUGAUUCUGCAUUUGCUUCUCAACAUUGGCUUCCUCUAUUCUGAGAUGCUGAAAUGCUCUACUUUCCGGCGUAUCACCGGGUCCGGUGUGAAUCGGGGCACCUCCGCUCAGCCAACCCUGCCUUUCUCGUCACUCCCGUGUCCUCGACACGGUUCUCAGGCCAUUUCAUCUUCCUUAUGUAAUCUCUCCCCAUUUCUCCUCCCAUUGCUUUUAUUUUUUUUUAAUGAAGGUGCAUUGCAGCUGUGUGAAUAACAGAGGCAAACUGGAAACUACCAACAUGUCUACUAACGGCGAACAGUUAGACAAAUGGCUACAUCCAUACCUGGGAAUGCUUUUUAACAAUCAUAAAUCAUAAAUAUCAAUGGCUGAUGCACGCAACUACCUGAAGGGUUCUCCAGAGAAUUAUGCUGAGUAAAAAAACAAAAACACGUUCCAAAGGAUUUAUAUUAUAGGAUAGUAUUUAUACAGCAUUCUUGCACUGACAAAAUUGUCGAAUAAGAAAGCAGAAGGAGGGUCCCAGGGUUUAGUGAGUCAUUGUGUGAUUGAAGUGGAUGUUCCCAUAAAAAGGUUCAAUGAGGGACCCCAGUGGUGCUGAAAAUAUUCUGUCUCCUGACUGGAUCAAUAUCAGUAUCCCAGCCAUGCAUGAUCCUGGGCUGCCGUUCUGUGAGCUGUUACCAUGGGUGGGGGUUGUGGGGGGCGGAACUAGAUAAAGGCACAAUGGGAUACUUUACAUUCUUUCUUACAACUGCAUGUGAAUCCACAUUUAUCUCCCAAUGGAGACUUCCAUUUGAGAAAACAUAAAGGCUAAACUUGCUUGCUGUGUUCUCUGGCCCCCUUUCUUGGCAUUGAGGGCUCUUGGCCUGGGAGGCUUUGCUAUUGUUCUCAUCUGGAACCCCAGGGUCUCUACUGCUUCCCCACAACACGCUUCUGAGGGCUUCUCUAAAUAUGGCAAAGGGGUCUGCUGCGUGCCAGCCUCAUACGGGAGCAGACAAAGCAUUUUCUUAGCAGAUUUCCAUCACUUUUAAUUAAAAAUACAUAUGUCUGGAUUCCUCAUUCGAGACACAAAAGCCAAAUCAUGAAAUAGGGAGCUAAAAACAAUGAGUACAAGAAAGAAGGAAACGUUCUAAAAUUGAUUGUGGUGAUGAUUAUCCAAUGCUUCUUGAUAGGCUUGAACUAUUGAAUUGUCUGAUAUGUAGAUUAUGUGCCAAUAAAACUGCUUUUAUUAAAGCUAAACCAUGAAAUAAAAACCUUAGAUCAA